Messenger RNA from Vitis vinifera (wine grape), 2756 nucleotides. RefSeq lists its product as uncharacterized. NCBI's taxonomy places the organism in Eukaryota, Viridiplantae, Streptophyta, Magnoliopsida, Vitales, Vitaceae. The record is from RefSeq and is a predicted model, not a curated record. The coding region runs from base 463 to 861 and encodes 132 amino acids. The transcript is spliced from 2 exons.
AGUAAUGGGAAAGCAGUUUCCUAUAAUUUCUUGCAGUACCAGAAAAGGUCCCCUAGAAAACUAGUCCACCGUUUGAAAGGGUUUUUCUUGGGUUUUGCCCCCCAAACAUUCCUAUCUCUUCUACUGAUUUUCCUACACUUUCUCUCCACUUUUUCUUACCUUACUUGAAUUUAGAUCCCACCUUUUCCACUGCUUUUUUUUUUUUCUUUCAAGUUUUUACGACAAGCUUCCUCUGUUAUUCUUUCUUUCUUUCUUUAUUUUUUUUUUUUUUUGUUCUUUGAAUCAAACCAUUUCACAUACUCUUCAAACCUCCACAAAACCCUGAAAGUUUUUGCAUUUUUCAGGAUCAAAACACAACGCGAAUUUGACAACUUUUUCAAGCACCCAUCUUUCUUACAUAUUCUUUUCCGUUCUUCCAAACAGAACAGAAAAAGUUUCAAGCUUGUUUCUGGGUUCGUUCACAUGUCUACACCGAUAGACCCACUUCAACAGCAACAGUCACCGCCUGGGGGUCUGACCCAGCAAGCUUACACAGCCCAUUCCGGUCACGGGUCGGUCGGACCCGUCAUCGCCGUUCUUGCAGUGAUCACCAUUCUCGGCGUUAUCGCCGGCAUGAUUGGAAGGCUCUGUUCAGGUCGGAGAAUCAUGGGUCACGGCCAGUACGACGUCGAAGGUUGGGUCGAGAGGAAGUGCUCGUCCUGUAUCGACGGCCGAGUCGACCCACCUCCGAGGCCGCCACCGGCGCCCACCAGUUACAGCCCCGGCGAGUCGGCUCCUCCAGCAGAUUCAUCAGAGACAGCGCAAGAGAUAAAGCAGGAAGAACAGUCUCAUCAACCCCCACCUGAAACUGCUCAAUCUUGAAGUCUUUAGGUGGGCAGAGGCACUGGGCACCAACAACACAUGAGAUCAAAAGUGCUGAUUGACAGCUCCUUGAUGAAUCACCACUGCACCACUACCACCACCCUAAAGCCUCCAUUUUCAGUCUCCAAUCCUAUACAAAAGGCUUGGUGGGUGCAACUUUUGGUCCACUUUUUUUUUUCCUUUUUUGAUUUAUUUUUGAGGAUUUUUUUUUUUUUUAAUGAGAAAGAAAAAAUUGAGGGGAAAUUGUGAUUUGGUGGAGUGGAAAAUGGGGUUUUUGUGGGAGGGUCAGAUCACGUGGCUCAAGAGGCAUGUAGAGGGGAAAACCACGUGAUGGGAGCAGCUUUUGUCUGAGGCACUCUCCCCAGGACUGUCCCUUGUGUAGAAGGUGUACUGGGUUUUUUUGGGACUUUCUUGUUUGGAGUUCCUCUCUCCAUACAGUGUCAGUAAAGCUGUUCAACUAAUCCUUUUAACUUUUUCUCUAAACUACAAUUUUUUUAAAUAAAUUAAAAUAUUUUUUUUUUGGAUUUGUUUAGCUAAAUGAACAUAUAUAUAUAUAUAUAUAUAUAUAUAUGCUUUUUUAUUUUUUUAUUUUUUUUAUUUUUAAAAUUUAAAAUUAAUAAGAAUUUUUAUAUUAGAUAGAAGAAUUCUCGUCUUAUCUUGAAAAAGUAAAAUACAAAUUCCUAUUGUAAAAUUUUUAAUUUUUAAAAUUUUUGAAUAAGGGUCUUUUUUUUUAAAAAAAAAAAAAAGGUUUAUAUUUUAUGUUUUUUUUUAAAUAAAGAUCAUUUUUUAGUAUUUGUUUUUCUUUGAUCGUUUUUUAAUUAAAUAAUCUUUAUUUUUAUUCAAUGAGUUUGUUCAAAGAAGAGGAUAAAAAAACGAGUGAUUAAUCAAUUUAGAGUUGUUUGAGAGUAUUUUUCAAAAGCACUUUUAGAAUAAAAAUUAUUUUUGAAAAAAAAAAUAUUUGACAAAAAUUAGAAAACAUUUUUAAAAUUUUGAAAAAUGAUAUAUAAUGUUUUAUGGGAAAACAUAUUUAUUUGAUGGUGUUUUUAAAAAACACUUUUUACUUAAAAAAUAUUUUUAAAGAAAAAUUAGGUGUUGAACAAAACUUAGAAAAUAUUUUAAAAUUUUUCAAAAAUUAUUUUUAGUAUUAAUUUAUGGAAAAAAUGAUUUCGUAAACACUCUGAAAUAAUCUCUUAAAGUUAAAAUCAUCAUAAGUUAAAAUUAAAGUCAAAGUCAUAACCUUUAUGUAAAAGUUUUUUAGAUACGAAAGAAUUUAUUACAAGAAUCAAGAUAAAGCUUUUAUAAAAAGUAAUGUUUUCCUUUAUAUUAAUUUUUUUUUAAAUCAUAAACCCAUGACAAAAAUUAUUAAAUAUAUAAGUUUUUACCGAACUUUAAAAAAAUUUUGCCUUAUCAAAAGUCGAUAUGAAUAUAUCCUAAAUGUUUUAUUCCAUUAGCUUUCUAAAAAAUCUUUUUGUGUAUAUGUUCAUUUCUUUUGACUUUAAUUAUAUCUGUUUGGAUUUGAAUUUUGUUAUUUCUAGUCUUUAUUCCUUUUUUUUUUUUCACUUUUAUUCAAUAAUCCUGAUUUAACUACAUGGUUUAAUCAUAUGAAGAUGGAUUUAGGUGGGCUUGAUCCUAGCUCCAAGUGUAUGAAGAUGGGUUGGGCUUGAACUGGUUGUGGUUGUGCUGCUAUUGAUACUGGGCCUCCACUUUAAACUAGUAUUAGCCUCUAAGCCCGCUUGAAGUUGGGCCUAGCUCAUAUAUUUGAGGGUUUGACCAACCUAAAUAUAUUGGGUCCUAUUGAAAAAUAAUGUAAUCCCAUUGGGAAAUUGUCACUAGAGGAAAGAGUACCUUGUCUUUCUCAAUCGUGUGAUAAAGUUUUAAAGAUACUAUUUUAAAUA